AUCGAGCACAUGCGUUAGCACUGAUCACCCUAUUGAUAUUGUUUCAUUUUCAUCUAUUCCGAAACUAAAUAUUAAUUGGGAGUUAAUAAAUAGCAUGCAAUAAAAUGGCAGAAAUUGAGUUGUCUAAGGCGUUGCGUGACUUACCAAAUCGAGUCCUGUCAGCUAAGUGUGAUGAGAGAACAGAUUUGUUUCAAAACGUGACAUCUGUGCUGAAUAAUCCUGGUGUUAAUGCGUCUAUUGUGAAAGGCUUAUGUAAAGUAAUUGGAACAACUUUGACAAAAUACAAGGAUACACCUUCUCAAAUUCUUGUCAGAAAUUUAAUUGUGGAUAUCGUAAAACAGCAUCAUGACGUGGCUACUGAAAGUCUUAGCUCUGUAUUUAGAACGGUCUUAAACAAAGAAAUUUUAAUUUUGACCCCUCAAAAGUCUGCAAAGUAUUCACUUAUUGCUUUAGGAUGGACUGAUUUAAUUAUAAGAAAUGGAGAUUAUAAUUCGAACAUAUUUAAAACGGAAUAUUCUAAGUUGGUAGAAUACCAAAGUAUAUUGUAUUAUAAUAUAUUUCUUUCCUGUAAUAUGCGCAUAAUUGAAAUGGCUGAGAAAUUACUAUUUGAUUCCUGGAUAAAUUCAGAAAAUUACAUACUUUGCUUGUCUACAAUUAUAUUAAAGGAACCUGCAUUUAACAUUAUCAACUUUUUAAUGUUACUUUUACGAUUUGAACAUUUCAAAGGACAUGAAGAAUAUAUACUACAAAGGCACAAAUCGGAACUACUUGAGCACUUUAUUAAAAGUAUUAUCAUUAAUAAAACAAGGCCACAAUCUUCAAUUGUAAUGGCGUGUGAGCCAUUGUUAACAAUAAUUACACAAAAGGAUUUUGAAGAAUUGAUACAUCCGGUAUUACUUAAAUCCAUAUUAAGGAGCCCUGAAAUGGCAAUACGUGUGAUGGGAUUAAUUUUUCACAAAUUAAAUAUAGACUUAAGUGAAUAUGCCUCAUCAUUAGGAAAGGUCCUGCUACAUCAUUUAUAUUGUAAGGAUGACAUUGUGAGAGGAGAAUCUUUAGAAACGCUGAAGGAAUUAUCGCUUAAGUGUACCACUGUCGAUUCGGUUGAAUAUUUACUGAAAGGAAUUUUCGACACUCUUAAUGGACACAAUGGUAAAAUAACAGUAGCGGAGUACAGAAUACAUCUGAUUCAGGGCGCAGGAUACUUAAGUUGCAACGGAAUUUCUGACAAGGAAACACCAAUUGUAUUACAUCUCGCUAUGGAACUUUUUUCGAAAGCGUUACAGACUGAAAUUCAAGAAAGGGUUAUUUGCUGCACUUUGGAUAUGUUUAGCUUGUGGAUGUUAAAAUUUAUUGGUGAAUUACCAAAAUCAAUCAUCGAUAUCUUUAAAAGGGGAUUGGAUCUAAAAACGACUACGCAAACAGUAAGAAUAUCAUAUCUUCAAUGGUUUUUAGCUGGUCUUAACAAUGCAAAAUUACACCAUGAGCUCAAUUUGACACCCCUACUUAUAAAAAUAGUAGAGAAAGGAUUACAAAGUCCUCUACAAAUUUCACUUGUAUGUGAAUCGGUUUGCGCUACUUGCAUCAUUAUACAAACAAUUACAAUAACUAGCGAUCCCUUAUUUGGAAGUUUUUGGAACACUAUAUUUGACGUUAAUAAGCUGAUAUUUUUUUCCGAACGAUUCAUGGCAGCUGCACCCCCUGAAACAUUAUGCUACGUAUCAUUGAUGGCUGAAAAAUUAUUAACGCAAUACUCUGAUAAACUUAAAGGUUCAUUGAAUGUUCUAUUUAAGGCUAUAGUUUAUAAUUUAAUUUCAAAUUCCGAAAAGCUGAGAACAUAUACUCUGAGUUUGCUCCCAAGAUUGAUGAAUGCAAUCGAGGGUGUAGAUUAUAUUAAUAAUAUUAUGGUCGAACUAGAAAAUCAGUUAGAUAAUAUUAAAUUUAGUACCGAUCAUGAUGGUUAUCAUGAAGAAAAUCUUGCUACUUCAAAUAUUUUAGUAGAAAUAAUGCAAAGUAUUUGUAAUUUUGAACAAAUUCCUGGUGAAGCUAAAAAACUAGCUUUGCAGGCUCUACUUAUAUGCCAUCACCCUGGUGUGUUUUGUAACAACUCGGUUUUCUGGGAAACCAUUUUAAAAAGCAAGUUUAAUUUUGAUCCAGAAAUAUUUGUUUCGGUUAAUGCUAAAGAAAUUACAAAUAUAAUAAUAGAUAAAUUUCAAUUGAAAAAAACCUAUGAAAAUUCCAUUUCUACAAUUAUUCGACUAAGUCCUGGGAAAUUAUUACCAAUACUAAUGCAAGAAAUUAUAACGGAUUUAAUAAGUGUUGAAAGUAGUGAUAUUACUGAAGAGGAAUACUACAUAUAUUUAACACCAAAACAAGAGAUGUCCGAUGAGAAAGCUGUUAAAAGUGAUAUAUAUGGUACAACUGGACACGGGCGAGAAAACAAACAUCAAAACGAAAAAACAAUCAGUAGUGAAAGUGAGAAAAAACGAUAUAAGGGCAAAACAAACCUAUCAGAACUUUCACAAAAACAGCAAGAGGCUAUUAAAAAUCAAAUUGAAAAAGAAAAUUAUACGAAAGAACGUGUUGGCCUUCUUAAUAAAAAGUUAAAAUGUGCCAUAUCUAUGUUAGAGGCGGCAUUCGCAGGAAAUCCUAAAGCAGUUUCAUUACAUUUUCACAAGUUAUUAAUGCAACUAUUAAAGUUACUUUCAUGUCCAAUCGCAGGAGAAUCGUUGGCAAAACUUUAUUUCAAAUUACGAGAAGCAUGCUUUGAAGAUAGCUUCGAAUUGGGUAGAAAUAUAGCUUUAAUGACUUUACGUCUAGAAAACCCACGCUUAGAUCUACCAAAUGAAUGGAUAACAAAUGAUAUGAACGAGAUCAUCAAAAGUAUUUUAUUUAACAUUAAUAAAAUCUUACUACACCAUCAUACUGAUGACAGUGAAAAUGCAUCAAACCCUCUAUUUAGUGCCCCGUCCUUCACAUAUACAUUUGAGUUUUUAAAACGAGCGUUUGCGACAAAUUUCGUAGCGAACAGCGAAGAAUUGUUGUUGAUUGGUAUUCAAUUGAUUGAAAGUCAUGCUCAAAUUAGAGGCUUUACGGUGUUUGGUGAAGUUACAGACUACAAUCAUCCUAAGUACAUGCCUCGUUUAGAAAUGUCGAAAUUAUUACUCAAUUUGAUAAAUAUUUACCAAGGAAGAGUUCAAACACAAGCCGUAGGUGCAAUUUUGGAAGUGGCAAAUUUAAGUUCUGGCGAAGACUACUGCGCAUAUGCUACCGACGAUGAGAUAGAGCUAUUUUUAAAUUCAUUGGAAAACAGCAAAGAGUCAGUAAGAGAAGUUGCCUUGAGGGUUCUAAAAAUUAUUAAAAAAGUUAUUUUGAUUAACAAUGAAAUGCACCAAAAUUUAAUUUCACGCUUGAAACUUCUAUUGUGGAUUGCUAUAUAUGAUACUUCGGAUGAAAAUCGCAAAUUAGCUUCAGAUUUGUGGGAAGCGGCUAAAUUUGCACCACCUGAAUUAGAUGAUGUACUUUUGCUUGUUACACAUAAGGAGCUAUGUAUACAAAAAGCUGCUUCUGCAUCUCUAGUGCAAUUACUUUUCACUAACCAUCAACAGGUAAAAUAUACAAUAAAAUCCUUACUCGAUAUAUACAGAGAAAAACUGACCAUGAUUCCUCCUAAAUUGGAUCAAUUCGAUCGAGAAAUUUUUCCUGCUAUAGAUCAAUGGGAGCCUCGAAGAGGAAUUUCAAUAUCAAUAUCACAAGUUUCGAAAUUUUUUGAUGUUGACGACGUUAACGAAAUUAUGCAAUUUAUGGUAGCGCAAGGAUUUAGAGAUCGUAAUGAAACUGUCCAUAAAGAAAUGCUUGCCUCUGCCCUUUGUAUAGUGGAUUGUCAUGGAAAAGAAACUAUAGUCAAUUUGUUACCUGUUUUCGAAGACUUUUUAGACAAAGCACCGAAAUCACAAAGCUACGAUAACGUUAGACAAGCUGUGGUCAUUUUAAUGGGAUCAUUAGCUCGACACUUAGAAACUGAUGAUACUCGAAUUGAACCAAUAGUGCGAAGAUUAAUUUCAGCUCUGUCAACACCUUCUCAACAAGUACAGGAAGCUGUGGCUAAUUGCUUACCACAUUUAGUUUCAUCGGUAAAAGAGAAAGCUCCUGAAAUUAUAAAAAAAUUAUUGCAACAACUAAUAAAAUCUGAUAAGUAUGGAGAGCGGAGAGGUGCAGCUUAUGGAAUUGCGGGCAUUGUAAAAGGCUUGGGGAUUUUGUCAUUGAAACAAUUCGAUAUAAUGUCAAAACUAACGACAUUUAUACAAGAAAAAAAAAAUUAUAAAUCACGAGAAGGUGCACUUUUUGCUUUUGAAGUAUUAUGUACAAUGCUUGGACGUUUAUUUGAGCCUUACAUUGUUCAUGUACUACCUCAUCUAUUGCAAUGUUUUGGAGACUCUUCUCAAUACGUUAGGCAAGCGGCUGAUGAUACGGCAAAAGUAGUUAUGGGCAAACUUUCCGCACAUGGAGUUAAACUUGUUCUUCCAUCUUUACUUAAUGCGUUAGAUGAAGAUUCCUGGCGAACGAAGACAGCUUCGGUUGAACUUCUGGGAGCUAUGGCUUUUUGUGCACCCAAGCAAUUGUCAUCAUGUUUACCUAAUAUAGUUCCAAAACUAAUCGAAGUACUUGGUGACUCACAUACUAAAGUGCAGGAAGCUGGUGCUGAUGCCCUCAAAGUCAUAGGAUCCGUAAUAAAAAAUCCCGAAAUUCAAGCUAUUGUUCCCAUAUUGUUGACGGCUUUAGAAGAUCCAUCAAAAAAUACUUCAAAUUGUUUGCAUAGUUUACUUCAAACAAAAUUUGUACAUUUUAUAGAUGCACCAUCUUUGGCCCUAAUAAUGCCUGUGGUUGAGCGAGCUUUCAUGGAUAGAUCUACCGAAACUCGAAAAAUGGCAGCUCAAAUCAUAGGUAAUAUGUAUUCCCUUACCGAUCAAAAGGAUUUAGUGCCAUAUUUACCUAAUAUAAUUCCUGGUCUAAAGAUGUCUCUGCUUGAUCCCGUGCCGGAGGUUAGAGCAAUUUCUGCCAGAGCAUUAGGAGCUAUGGUUCGUGGAAUAGGUGAAUCUUCAUUUGAAGAUCUACUACCAUGGUUGAUGCAAACCUUGACAUCAGAAUCUAGUAGUGUCGAUCGCAGUGGAGCAGCUCAAGGUCUUGCCGAAGUUGUUGGUGGUUUAGGAGUGCAAAAGUUACAUCAAUUAAUGCCUGAUAUUAUUACAACAGCGGAGAGAACAGAUAUUGCGCCACAUGUAAAAGAUGGAUAUAUAAUGAUGUUUAUAUAUAUGCCAGGACCUUUCCCGAACGAUUUUACUCCUUAUAUUGGCCAAAUAAUUAAUCCUAUAUUAAAAGCAUUGGCUGAUGAGAAUGAGUAUGUUCGAGACACCGCAUUAAAAGCUGGGCAACGCAUAGUGAAUUUGUAUGCCGAAUCUGCAGUGAUGCUUCUUCUUCCUGAACUAGAAAAGGGUUUAUUUGAUAACAACUGGAGAAUACGGUUUAGUUCUGUUCAAUUAUUAGGAGACUUGCUAUACAGAAUAUCAGGCGUAUCUGGGAAAAUGACUACAGAAACAGCAAGUGAAGAUGAUAAUUUUGGAACCGAACAGUCUCAUACCGCCAUAAUAAGAUUUUUAGGCGAAGAGAGACGAAACAGAGUCCUUUCAGGUCUUUAUAUGGGUCGGAGUGAUGUAUCACUGAUGGUACGACAAGCAUCACUACAUGUUUGGAAAGUUGUAGUAACAAACACACCACGCACACUAAGAGAAAUCUUACCCACAUUAUUUAGUUUACUUUUAGGAUGUUUGGCAAGCACUAGCUAUGAUAAACGUCAAGUUGCUGCGCGAACUUUAGGAGAUUUGGUGAGAAAAUUGGGAGAGAGAGUACUUCCCGAAAUAAUACCAAUAUUAGAGAAAGGACUUAAUUCAGAACAUCCUGAUCAACGCCAAGGAGUCUGCAUUGGCCUAUCGGAAAUAAUGUCCUCAACUUCUAAAGAAAUGGUAUUGUCGUUUGUCAACAGUCUAGUUCCAACAGUAAGAAGAGCUUUAUCGGAUCCUUUACCUGAGGUGAGAGGAGCGGCGGCAAAAACUUUUGAAUCUUUACAUUCAACUGUUGGUUCACGUGCUUUAGACGAUAUUUUACCUUCAAUGCUUGAGGGGUUGAACGACCCUGAUCCAACCGUUGCAGAGUAUACAUUAGAUGGCCUUCGCCAAGUCAUGACAAUUAAAUCUCGAGUGGUAUUGCCAUAUCUUGUUCCCCAACUAACAGCACCUCCUGUAAAUACAAAAGCCCUUUCCAUAUUAGUUUCGGUGGCGGGGGAUGCAUUAACAAAAUAUCUUCCAAAAAUUUUAGAUGCUUUACUUCAUGCACUUUCCGAUGCACAAGGCACUGCCUAUGAGUACCAAGAAUUAGAUUAUUGUCAAGCAGUAAUACUGUCAGUUACAGACGAAAUCGGUGUUCGAACAAUUGUCGACACUCUAAUGAUGUCAGCAAAAUCUGAUAGCAUAAAUAUAAGAAAAUCGGCGUCGAGUUUACUUUGUGUAUUCUGUACACACACUCCAGGAGAUUAUUCUCAAUAUGUUCCACAAUUGUUACGCUGUUUAUUACGUCUAAUGGCUGAUUCUAAUCGCGACAUAUUACAAAAUUCAUGGGAUGCGUUAAACUCAGUUGUAAAAACUUUGGAUUCAACCCAACAAAUUUCUCUAGUGUGUGACGUAAGACAAGCUGUUCGAUUUGCUUCGAGCGAAAUUAGAGGUUCCGAGAUGCCGGGGUUUUGCCUUCCAAAAGGAAUUACACCUCUACUUCCCGUGUUUCGAGAAGCAAUUUUAAAUGGAAUGCCAGAUGUUAAAGAAAAUGCUGCUGAAGGAUUAGGUGAAAUUAUUUCUCUAACAAGUGCUCAGUCUUUACAGCCAUCUGUUGUUCAAAUAACUGGGCCGCUAAUUCGAAUUCUAGGAGAUCGUUUUAAUGCAGGUGUCAAAGCAGCUGUACUGGAAACGUUAGCUAUUUUAUUGAGAAAAGUUGGAGUCAUGUUGAAACAAUUUUUACCACAGUUACAAACAACAUUUCUGAAGGCUUUACAUGACUCGAAUAGAAGUGUUCGCAUGAAAGCUGGACAAGCAAUAUCCGAAUUGGUUAUCAUACAUUCACGGCCAGAUUCGAUUUUUAAUGAAAUUCAUAAUGGGAUAAAAUCUAAUGAUGAUCCGUCCGUGCGAGAAACUAUGUUAGCGGCAAUACGUUUAAGUAUUAAUUUGGCUGGAGGAAAAAUGUCUGAAUGUUUAAAACAACAAUUAAGCGCUACUCUUCUGAAUAUGAUAGGACAUUCAGAAGACAUUACUCGAUCUGCUUCUGCAGGUUGUUUAGGAGCACUUUUGAAAUAUUUAUCAAUUCAACAAGUGGAUGAUUUAUUAGAGCUUCAAAUCUUCGUUGCUGGAAAUGGUGACGGACUAUUAAAACACGGACGAACCGCAGUUUUGUUUGUGGCAUUAAAAGAAAGUCCUACGAUUAUUAUUUCGAAAUAUGAGUCCAAGUUGAUUGAAUUUAUUACUUCCAGUAUUGCAUCAGAUAAAAUAAAUAUUGCAAGCAGUGGUGUUCGCGCAAUGACGUGCUUGUUGCACUUUUAUAUGUCGAAUAAUAUUAUGUUCUCUCCAAUAAUAGUUUCAUGCUUUACAAGGGCUAUGAAUCACAAAAGCAACGAAAUAAAACAGAUUGUUGCUAAAAGUUGUAAUUACUUGGCAAAAACGUUAGCUAUAGAUAAGAUGAGCUCAGAUGUUAUUAAACAGCUCGUACCAAUGCUAGUUAACGGUACCAAAGAAAAAAAUGGCUAUGUAAAGUCUAAUUCCGAGAUAGCUUUAGUUUCAAUUUUGCAUCUCCGUGAAAACGAUACUACUUUUAGUUAUGUCUGUCAACUUUUAGAAGUUGGUGCAAGGGAUUCCUUAAAUGAAGUUGUGAACAAAGUCUUGCGUAAGGUCGCUGUACAAGCUAUUGAUAAAGAUGAAGAAUUCGAUGAUACAAUAUUGAAUUGAAAGUAUGAAUACGCCCUACUAAAGUUUUUCGAAAUUAUUUUGUUUUAUGUAUUGUAAAUGAUUAAUUAAUUAAUUUCGAAAUAAAAACAAAAAAAAAAUA
Messenger RNA from Bactrocera tryoni, 8139 nucleotides. RefSeq names its product eIF-2-alpha kinase activator GCN1 (gene l(3)80Fj). Gene Ontology annotation, molecular function: protein kinase regulator activity. NCBI's taxonomy places the organism in Eukaryota, Metazoa, Arthropoda, Insecta, Diptera, Tephritidae. The record is from RefSeq and is a predicted model, not a curated record. Gene Ontology annotation, cellular component: cytosol. Gene Ontology annotation, biological process: regulation of translation; cellular response to amino acid starvation. The transcript is spliced from 4 exons. Bases 105 to 8039 code for a protein of 2644 amino acids.